AUGAGUGGACAAGCCGCCAGCUAUUACAACCCCAAUCAGGGCUUCGCCCCCCAGGGCGAUCAGCCCUACGAUCCCAACCACAAUGCCAACUAUCAACCCGUCGAUCCCAAGGCCCCUGCCCCUCCCCCCUACGCGCCAAACGCACCGAACGCGCCGCAGUCGGGCUACAAUUUCGAGGACGCGUUUAAGAUCGAGAAACCCAAGUUCAAUGAUCUGUGGGCCGGACUCCUGCUGAUCGCAGUUUUCCUGGGGUACGUGGCUGUGUCCGGGUUGACGAUCCACUCGUACGCGAGCCACAAGGGCUUCAGCGGUGGAGGCAUCUAUGAUGCGGCCAACGACUUCUCCCUCAACACCAACACGCUCGUGCUGUUUAUCUUUGUGCUCUGCGUCGCUCUCGUGCUUUCGUGGCUAUACUUUCUGGGCGCGCGCUACUUUACCAAGACUUUUAUCUGGGCCACCGGUAUCUUAAACAUCGUCUUUGCCCUGGCCACCGGCAUCUACUAUAUCGCGAAGAAGCAGUAUGGCGGCGGGAUCGUGUUCCUGCUGUUCGGCGUCUUCGCCAUCGUCUGCUUCAUUAGCUGGAUCCCGCGGAUUCCGUUCACUGCGUUUAUGCUGCAGACCACCAUGGACGUCGCGCGCGGCUACGGCCAUGUAUUCCUGGUCAGCGCACUGGGUGGCAUCGUCACAGUGGCCUUUGCGGCGUGGUUCUCGGUGACGUUGGUCGCCAUCUACGUGGCCUACGAGCCAAAUUCCAGUGGAAUCAACCCGUCCUGCCAGAACGGGGGCUGCAGCACCGCCAAAGUGAUCGGCCUGACCGUCUACGCGACCUUCGCCAUGUACUGGGUCAGCGAGUGGAUCAAGAAUACCGUGCACUCGACCAUCGCCGGUGUCUACGGAUCAUGGUAUUUCUGGAGCAAGUCUGCUGGCGGCAUGCCCAAGGGCUCGACGCGCGGCGCGUUCCGGCGCGCGACCACCUACUCGUUCGGCAGUAUCAGUUUCGGUAGCUUGAUCAUCGCGCUGAUUAACAUGCUCCGCCAGGCGUGCUCGGUUGCGCAGCGCCAGGAGGCCGGGCAGGGCAAUCUGGUCGGCAGUAUCUUCAUUUGGAUCCUCGGCUGCGUGAUCUCGCUGCUGGACUGGCUGGUCACGCUGUUCAACCGCUACGCCUUCUGCCACAUCGCCCUUUACGGCAAGGCGUAUAUCCCCGCCGCCAAGGAUACCUGGAAGAUGAUGCGCGACCGCGGCAUUGAUGCCCUCGUGCAAGACUGUCUGAUGGGCCCGGUCUUGACGAUGGGCUCCGUGUUCGUCUCGUAUGUCUGCGCCCUGCUGGCCUAUCUGUACCUGCAGUUCACUAAGCCUGCCUACAACGCUGACGGCACAUUCACUCCUGUUAUCAUGGCCUUUGCGUUCGUCAUUGGCUUGCAGGUCUGCCAGGUCUUCAUGACGCCCAUCGGCAGCGGCGUCGAGACCAUCUUCGUGGCUAUGGGCUGGGAUCCCCAGGUCAUGAUCAACGAUCAUCCCGAAAUCUACUACAAGCUUGUCCAGCUGUACCCGCGUGUGCAGCAGGCGAUCCAUGCUUAG
Messenger RNA from Penicillium alfredii, 1578 nucleotides. Its product is annotated as choline transporter-like family protein. Gene Ontology annotation, biological process: transmembrane transport. Gene Ontology annotation, cellular component: plasma membrane. The record is from RefSeq and is a predicted model, not a curated record. The transcript is spliced from 2 exons. Gene Ontology annotation, molecular function: transmembrane transporter activity. NCBI's taxonomy places the organism in Eukaryota, Fungi, Ascomycota, Eurotiomycetes, Eurotiales, Aspergillaceae. The coding region runs from base 1 to 1578 and encodes 525 amino acids.